UGCGCAGGCGCAGUAGAGGCGGCUCCGAGCAGGAAUUACCUGUCGUUUCAGUGAGAUGAAGAGUACCACUUAAAAUACCUGUUUUUCGAUUGUUUCUUGCAGGUAAUGUGUUUGGUGUCUGGACUCACACCUUAAUACUUACAUUUGUUACGACCUCCAGUUGGUUGGGAGCUUUAGUCACAUUAAUUUGUUGCCUAUCGGGUUUUGUUGAUAGCACUUCCGCAUAGAAAACCAUGGCGAGCACUGUAGAAGACCAGAAGUUCUGCUUACAGGAGGUGCUCGAUACUUUCAAGUUGUGUUUGUCGGAGAACAAAGAAGUUUAUCUUGAACACUACGUGGCUGGGUGGCGGGGUCUUGUAAAAUUUCUGAACAGCUUGGGGAGUGUUUUUGGCUUCAUCUCCAAGGAUGCUGUCAACAAGAUCAAUAUCCUGGUGACUCACCUGAAUGGUGAGAACGGGUCUCAGUAUGUCACUAUCCAGUCAAUGGUCAAGUAUGAGGUGGAGAACCAACUAGUGGACCUGACCAAGAGAGGCAGCCAUCCAGAGUCCGGCUGUCGCACCCUUCUGAGGCUCCACCGUGCACUGAGGUGGCUGGAGCUCUUCCUGGACCGCCUCCGUACCAGCAGUGAGGACGGCAAGACAUCUGUCAUGUGUUCAGAGUCCUACAAUGAGUCUCUUUCCCAGCACCACCCAUGGGUGGUCCGCACGGCUGCAGGCAUGGCGUUCUGCAUGCUCCCGGGACGUCCUGCCUUCUUUGAAGUGAUGAAUGUGGGCCCCCCGGAGCAGGUCGUGGCAAAGCUAGGGGAAGCUCUACCGCUUAUCUCUGAGGUGUACCAGAUCACAGAGGAACUUUACACUCAACAAAACUUGAUGGACUUACCAUAGAGAGCAAAAAGUUCCAUUAUUUGGCUCUUCGUACAUUACAUGAUUACAAGGGCUGUCAAUCUAUUGCUGCUGUUUGUUUUUUGGUAACUUAAGGGUUGCUCAUUAUCUACACAGUGUUAUUAAUUAAGCAUACUGUUACUGAGACUAAUCUGUAACUUCUGCAUUUCCAGUUUUUUAUUAUAUGUAAAACUACAGUCAAUUAAAAUGUUGCAUGUUUAUCUAUAAAGGACCACUUUUAAAAUCAACAUUUGUUUGUAGGUGUAUACUAUUUUAAUUUAAGUAGAUGAAGGGAACAGUGGGGCCUAAUUCUUAGCUCAAUGCUAAAAGCUGAUUGUUUUAAUUAAUUAUUCCAAAAUUAGCUUAAAAAAAUUACCUGCAACUAUUUUGACAAUCAAUUAAUUAUUGAAGUAUUAUUAUCCAAACAAAAAAACAACAACAUAUUUGUUUUCAGGUUUUGAAAUAAACAGCACAGAAAUGUGCUUCCCAUUUAGGUAUUUUUUGUUUUUUGACAGAUAUAAUUAAUUGCAAAUUGAUAAUGAUAGUUGAUAAUGAAAAUAAUUAUUAGUUGCUGCUCUAUUUAGAACCAAUACCAAUCAUGAUUUUAUGCAUUAGAGAAAUUCAUGUUUGACAUAAUGUAAUAAUAGGGCCUUUAGGUGGUGGUUUAUGUUCUCAUACCACAUUCCAUUCAAAUACUGCGAGAUCCAUUUGAUAGAUUAUACAUUUGAUAUUGGAUGAUACCAGAUAUUGCACAUAUUUCUAUGGUCUUGUUGUAAAAAUGGCAUUUAAAAGACCAAUGACAAACUGCAGCCUUAAAUGGAGCGAAACAGUUUCUAAAACACUUAGAGUAACAGGAUUCUAAACAGCAUUAAAUUGAUCUCAGACAUUAAAAAAGCAAACAAAGGUUUUUAGUAUGCAGUAGACUCAGAGUUGCAGUUAUGUAUGAAUCAUAAAUACACUGUUGUUCUUUAUGUGAAGUGAUUUGUGUAUUGUUUCUCAAGAAUGUAUUGUAAUAUAUACAUAUUAUACAUACUAUAGAAUGUAUAAAUAGUGUCUCAUAAUGAAAAAUCGUUCACUUGAUUAAUGAUUGUGAAUUUGUGUUUUGUUUGAUUACAAUUUAGUAUUUAUUCAAUUUGUUACCUUUACUCCUAAGUAAAUGAGGACAUAAGUUAACUCUGAUUGUGUCAUGUUUUUAUAAUUCGGUGUUCAU
Anoplopoma fimbria (sablefish) is the source of this 2091-nucleotide messenger RNA. It is a transcript of the gene cptp, whose product is annotated as ceramide-1-phosphate transfer protein. The transcript has 2 exons. The record is from RefSeq and is a predicted model, not a curated record. Gene Ontology annotation, molecular function: ceramide 1-phosphate transfer activity; ceramide 1-phosphate binding. Bases 234 to 884 code for a protein of 216 amino acids. Gene Ontology annotation, cellular component: cytosol; cytoplasm; membrane. Gene Ontology annotation, biological process: intermembrane lipid transfer; ceramide transport. Lineage: Eukaryota; Metazoa; Chordata; Actinopteri; Perciformes; Anoplopomatidae.